AAGGGGGAGGAGAGGGUAGUACCAUUGCUGCAUCAGUGCCACAGCAGAAUGGAGCAGUAAAGGGCUAUCGUUUCCUCCUUAUUAUUUUACUCUAAACACUCACUGGUUCAAAAGAGGUUUGGAAUCAGAGACUGGAGCUCCUUGCACCGCUGGAUGCUCUACUAUACUCCUCCUAUCCUCCUACUCUCUGUGGAUGCUGUGGUAUUCUGGAUUUCUAUUUCUUUGCUUCUCUCCUGCAAAGCACUUCUGCUGCUGCUACUUCUAGACAUUUACGGCACUGUUUUGGUUGGAAAGUGUUUCUGCCUUCUGAUGACUGUUUUUGUCCGUUAAAUCUCUCUCUACACUGGUUAUAAUUUCGCAGAGGAAUUAUAGAUCCAGACUUUUAGAUGACCUCCGGGACUCCUUGAACUCCACCUGCGGGUAUUGUAUAGAGCAUGCACAGAAGUUGACAUCCAGAGAUUGUGUUUGUAUGCACCUCUGCAGCUCAGUGGGAAGGAGAGAGGACUAGAGGUGGAACCGAAACUAGUUGGUAGACAGACUACUGCAGCCAUGUGUACUGUACACACCAGAGCCUGCAUGUGCUAGGUUAGCCCACCAGAAGGCUGGCUGGUACUGUCACACGACUCAAUUACGUACACACACCCAGAGACACACACUCAUACACAGCAACAUUCUCUGCUGUUCUCAGUGCGCAACAGAGCACAACGUUUGCUACUGUAAGACUGCAUUGCACUCUGAGGCCAGAAAAGUGAAAAAAGAGACUAGAAGGAGAGGAGCAGCAGAGAAGAGGAGGGGAAGAAACAACCAUUGAGUAGCGGCUUACCUCCAGGGGGAACUAAAGUGCAAGGGAGAGGAGCACGGAUUGAUGAACUGACCGUCUGGUUAAUUAAAGAGAGAGAAACUGACCAUCUGGUUAAAGAGAGAGAUACUGACCAUCUGGUUAAAGAGAGAGAAACUGACCAUCUGGUUAAAGAGAGAGAAACUGACCAUCUGGUUAAAGAGAGAGAAACUGACCAUCUGGUUAAAGAGAGAGAAACUGACCAUCUGGUUAAAGAGAGAGAAACUGACAAUCUGGUUAAAGAGAGAGUAACUUACCGUCUGGUUAAAGAAAGUGAUAUAGACCGUAAUAAGAGAUGAGAGCAGAACUGAACUGACCGGUCUGUUUCCCGCAGCUCCAACAUGAACUCUUCCUCCUCUGAUGUGAACCAAAGCAGCUCUCCUUUCUGCCUGCUGGGCCUGGGCUACUCCUACAACCUCAACACCUGCGUGCUGGAGGUGUCCGUCAUUCUCUUCCUCACCAUCCUCAUCAUCAGCGGCAACCUGGUGGUGAUCUUUGUGUUCCACUGUGCUCCACUGCUUCACCACCACACCACCAGCCACUUCAUCCAGACCAUGGCCUAUGCAGACCUCCUGGUGGGGGUGAGUUGUCUGGUACCCUCCCUGUCCCUGCUCCACUACCUCAAGGGGCUGGACGAGGAGCUCACCUGUAAGGUGUUUGUCUACCUGGUGUCUGUGCUGAAGAGUGUGUCCAUGGCGUCUCUGGCGUGUAUUAGUGUUGACCGCUACAUCGCUAUCACACGGCCGUUCUCCUAUGCUACGCUGGUCACACCAUGUCGCCUGAGGGUCUGUAUCGGCCUCAUCUGGCUCUACUCCGCCCUCAUCUUCCUGCCCUCCCUCUUCGGGUGGGGGAAGCCUGGCUACCACGGAGAUAUAUUUCGCUGGUGUGCGACCUCGUGGCAGACCGAUCCGGGCUUCAGCUCAUUCAUCGUGGCUGUGCUGUAUGCUCCAGCCACCCUCACUGUGUGUUUCACCUAUGGGAGUAUCUUCCUCAUCUGCCGUCAGCACACCCGCAAGAUCAUCCAACGCCUCACACGCUUCGGCCCCCAGGGGAACGAGCGUGGUGAAGGGUGCCUGGAUAAGCGCUACGCCAUGGUGUUGUUCCGUAUUACCAGCGUGUUCUAUGUGCUCUGGAUGCCCUACAUCGUCUACUUCCUGCUGGAGAGCGCCGGCCUCUAUUGCCACCUGGUGGCCUCCUUCCUCACCACAUGGCUAGCCAUCAGCAACAGCUUCUGCAACUGCCUCAUCUAUAGUCUCUCCAACAGCAUGUUCCGGAAGGGCCUGGGCCGCCUGUUCACGUCACUUUUCUCCCCCUGUCUGGAACUGGACUGCUGCACCGAGGGGAAGAAGGGUCCUGCUCCACCCAGCCAGCGCCCAGCCCAGGCCUGCUAGGUAUGACAGUCUCCUACAGACACUGUCUGGUUGGUUAGCUACAGUAAGCUAAGGCCUCGGCUUUAGCUCCUGGUGAGUGCAGUGUAUUACUACAUUGCAUGUCACAGGGUGUCUCGCUACAAUGGUAGUGCAUAGACCCCUGAGGCCAGGCCAGAGAGGUGCCCAGGUCUAUGCCCUUCAUUUCAGAGGGGUGGUUUACAGAGGGGUGGGGUUUUCUCCAGUCUUUUUCUGCAGUGUUCUCCCAAGCGUGGGCUGUCUGUUUCUGGCUGUGUGGAUCACCACUGUGCAUGGAGGAGAAGGUGUAAGGUAGUUUAGAUGAACAUCAGAAUGGAUCUGAGGGAAAAAGUAGCAACUCCAGUCAUAUAGCUCUGGUGCCAUGUUUGGCGCCUGUGAAUCUUUAGCCUACCAAAUAUCUUCCAAAUGCAAAAAAAGGACAAUAUCAGCACAACACGACUUGUAUUGUGUAAACCACUGCAGUGAAAAACGUUAUUUCAACAUUGAUGCAAAACUGUUACAUUGUGUUCUUUCAGGGUAGACAAUAGUGAAUCAAAACAAGUAUUUCGAAACAAAAGUACUAGAAAGACUGUAUUUCUUCUCUUAGAAACUGCAACAGACAGUUUCCAUUUUGUAGCAGUUAUUGAAAAAUUCUAAUAUUUGAGUGUCAAAUUAUCUGUUAAUGAUGCUGUGCACUACAUUACAGUAUUACAUACAGAAAGGAUACCAGUUACAGUAACAGUCACUUUCCAAGAAAAUCAUUUAGUUUGUUCAGAAGCGUAUUUUGUGUAUUUUAUCAAAAGGAUUCUUCUAGGCGGGAAUGUUGAUGUAUAAAAUUGCCAAUUUUGGCAAGAUGGCCGACUCUAUGCCCACCGGCAUUCUGGUUUAUCAUGGAGCUAUGUCUUCAUUCUGCAUUCUCAACAAGGAGACAAGUAGAUUUAUUUGAGAAUUGUAUUUUCUGUCCAUGUUCCCUCAGGUUGAACGUCAGUUGUUUGUUCACCCUUAAUUGCUGAUGCCUUUAGACUGGUCUUGAAAUUGCAAAUGCAUGACAUGCUCCACAUUAUAAUAUGGCAGCAAUAACAUAGUCAAGAUGUUCUUAUAGAUUGGAAUUGCAUCAUGUUAGGCAUGCUACCGAUCCAGAUGCACAACAAAAUACAAAGAGAGACACACUCAUUACCGUGUGCAUGCUGGCUAUUUACAGUCGAGCUAUUCUCUCCCUCUGUGCUCCUUGGCUCCUGAUAUCUGUACAGAUGAACUGAGUGGAUGAGUAGUGCAUUAAUCAGAGGUCUAGACUGUCCUUCCAGAAGGCAGAAGGGUCAUGGAGACAAUGUGUUUCUAAGGGUUUCAUGUAAAGUAGAUUUAGGUGGAACUCCAGUGGGUCUCGAAGGCUUGUAUGGACAGUAGAUUUGUGAAUUGCUUAUAGGUUUCUAUGUGAACUAAGUUAGAUCUGAUAUGUAGGAUAGGAGAGCGGACUUUGGUCAGUGUAAACUUCAUUGAAACAAUACAAUAAAAGGUGCAAAGGUGAUUGUUUUGUAUGUGCGGGACUCUUCUUAUAUGACGAACCCAUGGGUACCCAGGUGUAGACAAUCACUUUGCAUUCCAUUCUAGGAAUUUCAAGAACCACAAGGACAGCAUGCAGGCAUCUUUUUACUAUAGUGUGUAUGCAAAGCUUGUAUACAACAUCUGUUAUGUUUCAAAAAUGAACUGUUGCAAAUUAUCUGUUGCAAGAAUAGUGUGUCACUGUGGAGUUAUGACAGUUGAUAUCCCAGGUUAAUAUAGGAUAAUCCUAGAUUUUUUUCAAAUAAAUAAUCGGUGAGAUAAUCAACACUCAUUUUAGGAUGAUGCUAUGGAAAUGACUUUUUCCGGCUAUAGCCUACACAACAAUUUAUGAUGGUGUGUAAAUAGCAUAUUAUACAGUAUUUCCUUUAGGUCGUCUAGUUUUCAGAAACGUCACCUUUCCCGGGAACGACCUUAGUAGUUCAAGAAAACAGAUUUAUUUUUGUAUGGGUCUUUAUGGCUGUGUUUACACAGCCACACUCAGAUUUUUUUCCUGACUGUCCACACUCAGUUUUAUAUGUGACCCAUAUCAGAUUUGAGCAUUCUAUCUGAAGUAGCACAUAGAUUCAAUGCUCAUUUCCUGUCAGUGUUCCUUAACAUUUUUGGGUAGUCGUCUUGGUAACGGCACUUCAGAGCAAAAAAAUCUGAUCUGAGCGUCCAGACUGAGGUUGCAUAUGGAGCAUCAGAACUGUAUCAGAAUUGAGAUCCACAUAUGGAUGUGGUAUAAAUCUGAACUCAAAAAAUGAGAUUCCAAAAUAUCAGAUUUACACAGGGAAAAGGCCAUGUCAGAAAAGAGUCUGUAUUUAAUUAGAAUAUUUGGAAAGAUGUCUGUUUUUCCUCAGGGGCCAUCUGUAGGGCUUCCUUCCCCCCAUGCUGCUGUCUCUGUUUGUCUGUUUGUGCAGUGGGGGUCUGUGCAAUACAAGUCUCUGUCCUCGCCCAACUCUUCUCAAGACAGUAAAAACAUAUCAGUAGUUGUAUUACUUUUAUUUAUUUGAAUUUUUUCCAGGCAGGUCCAUUUAUAACCAAUUCUUAUUUACAAUGACUGCCGGGCCUGCCACAAAAGGGCUCUUCUUGGAUAUCUAACACAAGCUUGUUGGUAAACUGCAUUAUGCGCAUGUGAUAUUUGAUAUCUAUCUGUAUCUGAUUGGAGAGUAGUUCUGCAUUAUCUGGCUCACAUGACUGUUCUAGAAUGGGAGCAUGUAGUGUGUGUUCUAUUGCGCUCAAAUGACUAGAAACGUGAGCGUUUGUUUUAUACUGAACUCACAUGAAUGCUCUUCAAUGGGAAAGUACAGUACUCAAUGUACUUUAGGUUACACUUCAUUUUAAGGGGUUCUUAUUACAAUGUAAUUACAUGUGUAAUUACACUGUAGCAUGUAUUGUAGUUAACAGUAACAACCAAUAGUUACAGUGUAGUAACAAAAUGUAACUGGUAGUAAUUGCAGUCUGUAAUUACAAAGGUGUAACAAUCUAUUAUUUUUACCAUGCUUGUUUCAAAUGGGCUUAAUGUUUUGUUUCUUCUCAGCUACAUUAGAUUCAGUAACAACUGUCACAAAGGUUGUGACCCCUCGUGGAUGUGCUGGGUGUCCGAGAGAUUAUGCUUAAUAGGCUCUAAUUACUUACCCAUGAAUGUGCACUGUUGAAAAUAUAUCUCCACUCAAUGUUAUUGCUAGCACUUGCCACCAAAAUAAAGUGUACCAUCUGGGUUAACUUGGUCAUCCCAUAUGAGGAAAAACACACUAUUUCAAGCAUACUGUAGUACAUGGAAUGUUUGCCUAAGUACAAUGUAAUUAUUAGGUGUUACACGGGAUUUAGCUAGUUAUAAUGAAGUGUAUCUUGAGUGGUACUUACUUGUAAUUAAUGUGUAUAGUACACUACCCAUCCUGACAACCUGGCCCUCAUUUGAAAGCUUCUGGAAGUUUCACUUCAUAUCUGUACCUUAUUGUGAAAUGAAGUGAAACUUCCAGAAACGUUGAAACGAGGGCAGGUUUGGGAUGGGGAGUUGUAAUGUAUUUAGAUUGGAAUCGCGACCACCAUCUCAACUCUCCUAUGAAUUCUGAUAAGGAAUGAUUUAUCAUUCAUUCUGAGGAAUACAGAGAGAUAAUGGCCAAACUUCAUGAAAUAUAAAAUGUUUCCUGGUGUUGUGUUUUUAAUUAACGUGUAACUGAACAACAAGUUUUUUAUACAUACUGAACAGGAAAGAGACUUUUGCUUUGCUGCCACCAUUAGAAACUCCACAAGUGAUGUUUUAUUGCACAUUUUAACUAAAAUAUAAGGUGGAACAAUGCUGGUUUUCCAAUGUAAAAAGCAAGCUCUUCAACAAAUGUUCUGUACCUCACGUGUUGGUGACUGUACCUGACGUGAUGAUACGUACUGUAUGUAUUUUAUGACAAUUACUGAUGACCAUUUUGAUUCUGAUUGUAGCCUGCAACCAACAACUAAAUGUGACUUUACCUGCUG
Messenger RNA from Oncorhynchus kisutch (coho salmon), 6237 nucleotides. Its product is annotated as probable G-protein coupled receptor 21. Gene Ontology annotation, molecular function: G protein-coupled receptor activity. Gene Ontology annotation, cellular component: membrane. Lineage: Eukaryota; Metazoa; Chordata; Actinopteri; Salmoniformes; Salmonidae. The coding region runs from base 1180 to 2229 and encodes 349 amino acids. The record is from RefSeq and is a predicted model, not a curated record. The transcript has a single exon. Gene Ontology annotation, biological process: G protein-coupled receptor signaling pathway.